Zea mays is the source of this 1644-nucleotide messenger RNA. Its product is annotated as Serine carboxypeptidase-like 51. Gene Ontology annotation, biological process: proteolysis. Gene Ontology annotation, molecular function: serine-type carboxypeptidase activity. Lineage: Eukaryota; Viridiplantae; Streptophyta; Magnoliopsida; Poales; Poaceae. The transcript is spliced from 13 exons. The record is from RefSeq and is marked provisional. The coding region runs from base 11 to 1387 and encodes 458 amino acids.
GUUCGAGGACAUGGAGAGGCCGCGUUGCUACUCUCCGCUUGCCCUGCACCUCCUCCUCUGCCUCUUCUCGCUCCGCGCCUGUUCCGCCGCGUCCAUCACAGCCGGCACCCCCGACGAGUCGGAGCUGUGGGGGUACGUCGAGGUCCGGCCAAAGGCGCACCUGUUCUGGUGGUACUACAAGAGCCCGCAGAAGACGUCGACGCCGUCCAAGCCAUGGCCCACGGUCCUCUGGCUGCAGGGCGGCCCGGGCGCGUCCGGGGUCGGGCUCGGCAACUUCCUGGAGAUGGGGCCGCUGGACGUGGACCUGAAGCCGCGCAACUCGACGUGGCUCCACAAGGCCGACCUCAUCUUUGUGGACAACCCGGUCGGCACAGGGUACAGCUACGUGGAGGACGACAGCCUGUUCGUGACCAGCGACUGGCAGCAGGCCGCGGACAUGACGACGGUGGUCAGGGCGCUGGCGAAGGAGGUGCCCACCCUGGCGAGCAGCCCGCUGUUCCUGGUCGCCGAGUCCUACGGCGGCAAGUACGCCGCCACGCUCGGCGCGUCCAUUGCCAGGGCCGUCCGCGCUGGCGAGCUCAACGUCACGCUCGGAGGUGUGGCGGUUGGAGAUAGCUGGAUCUCGCCGGAGGAUUUCACGCUUUCCUACACACCGCUGCUUCUGAGCGUGUCGAGGCUGGACGACAACGCCGGCGACGAAGCAAACAAGAAGGCGGAGACGGUGAAGGAGCAAAUCGUGGCGGGGCAGUGGGCCGCCUCGCAGAAGUCAUGGGGCAGCCUGCUAGAUUUCAUCGACACAAAGAGCGGCAACGUCGACGUUUACAAUUUCAUGCUCGACUCCGGCAUGGACCCGGUGGCACUGCCCGUGGGUUCUUCAUCACUGAUGAGCAGCUUGCAGGCGAUGAAGUACUCGACGUACGGCCAGGACUCCCAGCCUGGCUCCAACACCAUUGACGGCAUCAUGAAUGGGGUCAUCAAGCAAAAGCUCAAGAUAAUCCCCAAGAACUUCACGUGGGGGGAGCAAUCCGACUCGGUCUACAACGCGCUGGUCAACGAUUUCAUGAAACCGAAGAUCGAUGAGAUUGAUGAGCUGCUGUCUUAUGGCAUUAAUGUGACGGUGUACAAUGGCCAGCUCGACGUAAUCUGCUCGACCAACGGAGCAGAAGCAUGGGUUCAGAAGCUCAAAUGGGAUGGUCUGAGGACCUUCCUGAGCCUGCCAAGGCAGCCCCUCUACUGUGGCGCCAGCAAGGGUACCAAGGCCUUUGUCAGGUCCCACAAGAACCUGCAUUUCUACUGGAUACUUGGAGCAGGGCACUAUGUGCCUGCAGACCAGCCCUGCAUCGCGCUAAGCAUGAUCAGCAGCAUAACCCAGUCGCCAGCAAGCUAGUUCACUGACUCUAUGUGGUGUAUGCCAAGAACAAAGGAGGCGUUGAAGCAGGUAGCGCAAGGUCCCGGAGGACCAUUCGGCGUUCUUGAAGUGCGGUAUAGGUUGGAUACCUGAAAGACGAUGCAGUUGACAAGGACAUUUUUUUUACAGAAAAAGAUCCGAUAAAAACAUAUAUGAUCUACGUAUUACAAAAUAUUGUAAAGAGGCCGGAACUUGUUUUUUUAAUAAUAGAAAUGUAUCUGGCUUCAUCCUGGUCC